This is a messenger RNA of Daphnia pulicaria, 2665 nucleotides long. It is a transcript of the gene Stt3B, whose product is annotated as dolichyl-diphosphooligosaccharide--protein glycosyltransferase subunit STT3B-like. Gene Ontology annotation, molecular function: dolichyl-diphosphooligosaccharide-protein glycotransferase activity. Gene Ontology annotation, cellular component: membrane. Lineage: Eukaryota; Metazoa; Arthropoda; Branchiopoda; Diplostraca; Daphniidae. The record is from RefSeq and is a predicted model, not a curated record. Gene Ontology annotation, biological process: post-translational protein modification. The transcript has 15 exons. The coding region runs from base 78 to 2429 and encodes 783 amino acids.
CUCUGUUACAUUGGGGGAAAUGAUCUGACACAUCACAAAACCUAGUAACCCAAGUUCGUCUGUCGUUGGAAAUAGCUAUGGCCGCGACAAGUGUAACGGCGAAGCCGGCUUCGAAAUCUAAAACUAAAUCUAAAGCGACACUGUUAAAUGCAUUGGGUUACAAAAGUCUGUUGACAUUUACAAUUCUUGCUCUAGCAUGUAUCGCCGGUUUUGCUUCAAGAUUAUUUGCUGUCAUCCGUUUUGAAAGCAUCAUCCAUGAAUUCGAUCCUUGGUUUAAUUACAGAGCAACAGCGUACAUGGUCCAACACAAUUUCUACAAUUUCUUGAAUUGGUUUGAUGACCGAGCAUGGUACCCAUUAGGCAGAAUUGUUGGUGGAACAGUCUAUCCUGGCCUGAUGAUAACAUCUGGCUCAAUUCACUACAUCCUGCAUGCUUUAAAUAUUCCUGUCCACAUCAGGGAUAUCUGUGUUUUUCUCGCUCCUGUUUUCAGUGGAUUAACAGCUUUAGCCACAUAUUUCCUCACCAAAGAACUUUGGUCCUCUGGUGCUGGACUUUUGGCAGCCUGUUUCAUUGCAAUUGUACCUGGAUACAUCAGUCGUUCAGUAGCUGGAAGCUAUGACAAUGAAGGCAUUGCUAUUUUUGCCUUAAUGUUCACCUACUACCUGUGGGUUAAGUCAGUCAAGACAGGGUCAGUGUUUUGGGCAACAUUGACUGCCUUGUCUUAUUUCUACAUGGUUUCGGCGUGGGGUGGAUAUGUGUUCAUUAUUAACCUGAUUCCCCUUCAUGUAUUCGUACUUCUGCUCAUGGGAAGAUUUUCUAACAGAAUCUACACAGCCUACACCACUUUCUUUAUUUUGGGACUUGUGCUUUCCAUGCAAAUUCCGUUCGUUGGUUUCCAACCCGUUCGGACUAGUGAACAUAUGGCGUCGUUGGGUGUCUUUGCUUUGCUUAAUGCUGUGGCAAUCCUUCGCUACUUGCAAUCCAAACUCUCGUCCUCCGAGAUCAAGUAUGUCUUCACCAUCGGAGUCUUGAUCGCUGGUGCUGCCGUGUUUUGCGUUGUUGUUCUUCUUACAUACGCCGGAGUAAUUGCUCCUUGGAGCGGAAGAUUUUAUUCGCUCUGGGAUACUGGCUAUGCCAAAAUUCACAUUCCCAUCAUCGCUUCCGUCUCUGAACAUCAACCGACCACUUGGUUUUCCUUCUUUUUCGAUCUACAUAUCCUGGUUAUUACGUUCCCAGUAGGAUUGUGGUACACCAUCAAGAAUAUUAACGAUGAGAGAGUCUUUAUCGUCUUGUACGCUGUAAGCGCUGUCUAUUUUGCUGGCGUGAUGGUUCGUCUGAUGCUUACGCUCACACCUGUUGUAUGCGUACUCAGUGCCGUUGCAUUCUCUCGUCUCCUAGAAUUUUACCUAAAGGAAGAGGAAUCUGCUUCUAAGGGAGGAGAUUCGUCUGAUAAUGACGAAAAUGAUGAAAAGGGCUUGUAUGACAAGGCCGGAAAGUUGAAGAAAAUGAAACAUGAACAACAGAAAGACAGCGGGGCUGACCAGGGAUUGGGUAUCAACGUUCGCAGUUUUGUUGUCGUCGCGGUUAUGAUGAUGCUAAUGAUGUUUGCCGUUCAUUGUACUUGGGUGACAAGCAACGCUUAUUCCAGUCCCUCAAUUGUUUUAGCUUCUUACGGGCAAGAUGGAUCACGGCAAAUCAUCGACGACUUCCGGGAGGCAUACUACUGGCUUUGGCAAAAUACCCGUGAAGAUUCUCGUAUCAUGUCUUGGUGGGAUUACGGUUAUCAGAUAGCAGGAAUGGGUAAUCGAACGACCCUUGUAGACAACAACACAUGGAAUAAUUCACAUAUUGCAUUGGUCGGAAAAGCAAUGUCUUCAAAUGAAAGUGAAGCCUACAAGAUUAUGACUAAUCUUGAUGUGGAUUACGUCUUGGUCAUUUUUGGUGGAGUCAUUGGCUAUUCUGGAGACGACAUUAAUAAAUUCCUUUGGAUGGUGCGUAUCGCCGAGGGAGAGCAUCCUAAAGAUAUCCAGGAAAGCAACUAUUUCAGCGAGCGUGGGGAAUUCCGUGUUGACUCUGAAGCUUCCCAAACUAUGUUAAAUUGCUUGAUGUACAAACUUUCUUACUAUCGAUUCGGUGAUAUGAAGUUGGAUUUCCGCAACCCUGCUGGAUUUGACCGAACACGUAAUGCAGUUAUUGGACAGCGCUCAAUUGACCUAACUUAUUUGGAGGAAGCGUACACUUCGGAACAUUGGCUAGUUCGAAUUUACAGGGUCAAGAAACCGCACGAGUUUAAUCGUCCGAAAAUUGAUAAAGCAGAGAGAAGGUUUAUUAAUAAGUCCUUCGUGUCGAAAAAGACGGCAAAAAAGAAGAAGGGAUCCAUCAAGAACAGGCCGGUUGUCAUUCGGGGACAGAGACCAAGUGAUCAAUAAGUUCCUAGCCAGUUCAACCAUAAAAAGAAGACAAAUCUGCCUUGGAAAGAAAAAAAAAGUAGAUGUGGAAAGAAUCAACAAACCUGUUGCAAUUUUUCUUCCUCUGAACGGCUAUAUCGAUCACUAACAAUUCCAAAAUUUUGUCCAUUUGGUAUUUUUCGUUCUGAGUUCUGAGUGUUGUCACCAGGUAUGCCACUUUCAGAGGUAAUAAAACAAAUUUUAAGGUGGGAAUUUGA